CUACGUUUAUUUGGGUCCCGCUUUGAGAGGACCGUAACCUCAAAUUAGCUUCAUUGGCAACGUAUUCGGCUAAUGCAUGUUUUGAUUUUUAUUUUAACCAAAAAUUUAGUGUCUUAAAUUUGAAUCCUACGUUUUCAUUUAGCUGGUGAAGACGGGCGUUGCAGCCAGCAGCGAUGGCGAGCCGCCUCUCUUUUCACUCACAGCUCUCCUCCAUCCUGGAGACGAUGGCCAGGUCUGCCCUGAGUCAGGUCUGCAAACUGGUGGAUGAUGACUCGGCUGAGCUCCGGCUCGAGUUGUCCCGGCUUUUGUUAGCCAAUUCAGCCCUGGCAGAAAAAAUUAACAGCCUGGAGUGCGAGCUGACCAUUGUGAGAAGCGACGCCCCCAAGUUGUGUAAAAGUUAUCGCAGCGUGGGUAUACAAACUGCCUGCGUCAGAGACGGGGAUCCUCAUGUGUCUGGGUCUCCCACCAUAGAGGGGAUCUUUGGAAAAGACUGGUGUAUGAAUCUGUGGAAAGACAGAGACCCAUAUAGUCUGGAGAGAAUCACAGACUCACCUCAGUCCGCUGAUAAGUCUGUGGCAACGCAGUCUGAGCAAAUUACUGUGACUGAGAUCAAAGAGGAGGAUUAUGUGGAGGACGGUGCCAGCAGCUGCCAGCAGGAAACACUCAGUACAGAAGAACAUGAAGAAAGUGCAGCCAAAGAACCAGAACAGCUGUCAGUCGGUUACUCGGCUGAUGGCAGCACUUGCAGCCUGUCAUUCGAUCAGGAAAGAGAACAGGCUGUUUCUGCAGAUGCUAUUGAAGAACCAUCUGUGCAGCUGGUAUCCAUCAAUGACACAGAGGCAGAGGAGGCCUUCAGCACUCACAUCAUUCCAAUCGAAGAGGAUGAGGAAGAGGGGGAGGAUGAUGAUGAUGAUGAUGAUGAUGAUGUGCAGUUUGUUCAAGAAAGUCGGCAGGAGCCAGCUACGAAUGCUGCGGUUGGGCCCAGCCCCAACAAACAGCAAACAUUACCCACAGACAACAGUGAAACCAGCAGUGCUCUGGAUAAAGAUUUACAUGAUAACUUAAUUGUGCUUAAUGUAGAAACUGCCAGAGAUCUAAACAAAGAAAAAUUCCCAUGCCAAAUAUGUAGCAGGACAUUUUACCACAAGGGCACUCUAACACACCACAUGAGGUCACACAAGUCCAACUUCUGUAACAUUUGUAAGCAGCAUUUCCCUCAUAAGAACAAGUUAAACUCUCACACCUGCGUGGCUCCAGUUCCUUCUCAGAGAGUCAGUAAGUCCUGUGAGCUGUGCGGGAAGACCUUUGCAAACCCAUCGGCUCUGAGGAUUCACUACGUGGUCCACACAGGAGAGAAACCCUACAGGUGCAGCUUGUGUGGCAAAGGGUUCACCCAGAAAGGCAAUCUGAAAUGUCACCUACGCAUCCAUACCGGAGAGAGACCGUUCCGCUGUGUUAAAUGUGGAAAGACCUUCACGCAAAAGGUCAACCUCAACCAUCAUUUAAUGGCUCACAGAAAUCGUGAGGGAGAAAAACGCACAGCUAGAAGACAUCUUAAAAACCUAAUGGCUGAAACCUGUCAGUGAGCGAUUGUGGUGCAAGAUCAGUAGCUUUACUUAUCUGAAUGCGUCAUGUAGUAAUGCUCACGAUGAUGUAAGGGUAGUUAAUGUCAUGUUUGUAAUGACUUGCAGUCUGUAGUAGCACUUAGAAAAUCAGGAGUGUGGAGCAAAAUGUCCUGUUUUUUUUGUCAAUUGUGUUUUAAUUCAAGCAUUUACCAGUUCAGUGUCUUAGUUGUCGUUUGUCUUUACAAUAAAAAAAACAGUCAUGGAUGUUCA
Molecule: messenger RNA, 1835 nt
Organism: Seriola aureovittata
Lineage: Eukaryota; Metazoa; Chordata; Actinopteri; Carangiformes; Carangidae
Product: zinc finger protein 287
Exons: 4
Coding region: 174-1586 (470 amino acids)
Biological process (GO): regulation of transcription by RNA polymerase II
Molecular function (GO): RNA polymerase II cis-regulatory region sequence-specific DNA binding; DNA-binding transcription factor activity
Source: RefSeq, a predicted model, not a curated record